AUGUAUUCUUCAUUAAAAGCACUUCUUUCUGAUGCUACUUCUAAAUCCAAAGAACAAUCCCAAUCUAAAAAAGAAACUCUUAAAGAUGAAGAAGAUUCAUCAAAAAUUGCUGAUAAUAAUAUCUUGAAAUUAAUUAGUAAAUUUCGAGGUGUUGAAAUAAUUUAUGAAAAGGUUUCAAUUGCUGAGCAAAGUAAUCAAACAACUAUUCAAAUCGAUGUUGAAGAAUUGAAAGAAAUUGGUGAAGAAAUCGAGUUUUUAACCAAAGGUGUAACAGAAUUAGCGAUUGUUCUUGAAGAAAUCAAUAAAACUACAAAAGAGGUAAAAUCAUGGGUUCAACAUAAAACCGAAGAAAUAUCCGAAGAAAAAUUAACGUUAUACUGA
Dentiscutata heterogama is the source of this 381-nucleotide messenger RNA. Lineage: Eukaryota; Fungi; Glomeromycota; Glomeromycetes; Diversisporales; Gigasporaceae. The record is from the annotation of a GenBank genome assembly.